Linum trigynum is the source of this 3700-nucleotide messenger RNA. The record is from the annotation of a GenBank genome assembly. Lineage: Eukaryota; Viridiplantae; Streptophyta; Magnoliopsida; Malpighiales; Linaceae.
UACCUUAGCCUACCAUACGUCCGUUGAGUUUUGCUAUAGUGGACUAGCUUGAUUUCGUCAAGUUGCUCAAAUUGAAUUGAUAUUGACGGGGGAAGAAAUGGAAGCUACCUGGUAAAGCAAGGGGGCACGUAUCUGAACAAGCUAGUCGGUGAAGCAAGCAGCUCAAGGAUGAAAUGGGAAGCAAGCAACUGCUGUCGGUUGGUGUCUCUCGGCAGACAUGAAUUAGUUGCACAAGCAAGCUGCUGGCCAAGUAAAGGUUGGGUGCAUGAAUUAGUUGCACAAGCAAGCUGCUGGCCUUUCUCUCAGACAUGUAGCUGAAGCAUGUAGCUGAAGAAUGAUUAUGUCAAGUUCAUACUAUAAAUAGAGGGGCUAGACACUACACACCCUACUUCUAUACUCUGUUCUUCCUUUCUUGUAUUUGAAGUUAGCCGAAACUCUGUCCAUUUUCAUACCAAACUCUUGUUACCUCUCUCAUUUCGUUAAUCAUAUCUCGUAUUUUAUCUAUCGUGGUUCUCAUGUUCGUGUUCGUAUUUGGGAAUACCGUGGUAUAUUGCGUUAUUGAGAUUACUGACAUGCUAAAACACAACACCAAACUGCGACCAAGUGUAAUCGCAGUCCGGAAAUGCAGUAACAGGCAAGCUCGAAUUGUCAACCGGGGGUCUAGAUCUACUGCCUACUCCUUGAAUAUCUAUUAUCUAGCAAACUAAGUCGAGUGAUUGUUGAUUUAAGUAAAAGCAGUAAGAAAGCAGGAAAUGGUUCGGUUUUCUAAAGCAAGGGAAGAGUCACUCGGGAAUGAGUCCCCCUAGCUCCUUAGUUAGGUCACAGUUGUAAUUACUUUUGGUUGUUGUACUGCUGAUUAUACUGCGGAAGAUCCGACAGUAGCUUGGAAUCUCAUAAGCUGACCAAGCCCUCUCAGUGAAACUACCCAGCAAACGACUAGUCUUCACCGGGACAGAACACUGAGGCAAUGAACACAGAACUCCAAUACUGGAAUUAGAUUCCAGUACAAAGCAGUGAAUCGACUAACUCUCGUAUAAUCGAUUCACUACUACCUAUUGAAGAAGCUAUAACAACCUAAUCAAAUUCUAUCUAUCUCAGGUUGCAGCAGAAAUCAAUAAAAGAUGAUCAGACUUCAAUUGACUCAAUCAUAACACUUCAAUCGAUUAUAAUCAAGCAAUAUCACAAUCCAAACGUAAUUACAAUCAAGAUUCCUAACACAUGGAACUAGGGUUCUUCAUAGCCAAGUGAGAGAGAGUUCUACUCCAUAGAGAGAGAGAGAGGGAAACAGAAUACAAAGCAGUCAUACUCAUAACAAUGGGAAGAAUCUGCUCUGGGAUGAUGAUCUUCACUCCUAUGAUGAUCUCCAAGCUCGAUUGAUGAAACCCAGCUCCAAAAUCACUUCUAGGAUGUGUUCUUUGCACUUUUUCUCUCUAGGGCUCUGUUUUUGCUCCAAAAAGUCGAUUCCCUCUCAUUUGGCUUGAAAUUGGGUUAAAACCCAGAAAUUCCCGACCACACGGCCCGGCUACAUGGCCGUGUGGCUUUCCCAACUGCAUGUGUGAGUGUGCAAAACGCCGUGUUUCACUUAAGUGGCUUCAGGUCCCCUACACGGCCAAAACCACACAGCCGUGUGGAUUUCUAGGCUGCCCAUGUGAGCUCCCUGGACUUUCCACACGGCCACAAGGGGUCCCUUACCCGGCCAGUGUGGCUUGCCCGUGCAAUUUGGUGCCACACGGCCAGGUCACACGGUCGUGUGGGUUUUUAGACGUGCCCGUGUGGCUUCCUCAGCUUCUCGCCAAACGUCCAAUCUUCGUCCAAUCGAUCCCGAACUCGUUCCCAAACCUUCAUUCACGUACUAGGACUUUGAAAUAUCACAAACAAGAACAACCUAGUGUGAAAUCGGCCUAAAACACGAGAAAUAAGACUCAAACGGUGUAAGAAUGGUGGACUGAAACAUGUGUAUAUAUCAAGUCAUCAGUAUAGUAAGAAGGACAAUCAAAUAAUAAGUGAAUGUUAUAGGCUGAAGAACAAGAAAAGAAGGGGAUCUAGUGGUUUAGGCUUUACAGGCUCUAUUGAAACAGGCACAAAAGCUAACUCUAGUAUCCUGGGAGUUGCAUUUGUGAAUCAUGAUACACCAAACAGGAACAAUUCUUCAAGACUGGCUAGUCUACAACUCAGUAAUGAUUAGAUGGAAAGGCUAAGGAUGUUAUUACUUGGUUCCCCAUCAUCAUCUCCCUCACCACCAACCACUCCUUCAAUUAGACAUGCUGCAAAUGCAGCAAUGCCACUCAGCAUCAGCCUGUCAAUUUAGUUCAGGUACAAUAAUCCUCUCUACUCUUUUAUCUAGGAUAGUGGAACCAUUAUGGGUUCUAGACAUAGGUGCCACAGAUCACAUAAUCUUUGAUUUGAAAUACCUCUUGAAAUUUAGAACACUACAAGGUGUUUUUGUUAACUUACCAAAUGGUAAUAAAGUUCAGGCCAGACACAUAGGGAUAGUUGGACUUCCUUGUGGACUCUUCCUUUCUCAAGUCCUGUUUGUACAUAGCUUUAAUUACAACCUUGUUUCAGUCAACAAGCUUAUAAAAAACAACCCCAUCUCUCUACUUUUUAAUUCUUCUUUCUUUGUCAUUGUGAUAUCUCGAUUUUUGGGUUUAGGUGCAACAUCACCUACCAAGUGAAUUGGAUCAACAUGACAAGCCAAAUUGGCAUUUUGUUUCACCAUGUUUGGGUCAAGUUAGGGAGUAAAAAGGGCAGUGAGGCACUCAUGGUUACACAAGUGCUACAAGAAGGGUGUUGAUAGAAGGAAGUAUAAGAAGGGUGUUGAUAGAAGGAUGAGUUUCGAGCAAAUUUCGGUGACGAAAUUUUUAUAGGGGGGAGGGGGGAUUGACGACUUGAGUUUAGGUUCAACCUUAAUAUGUGAACAGUUGGAUUGAUGAUUACGUACAAAGAGCUACUACCGCAGAUUAGGAAUAAUAAUAAUAUUAUUAAUAUUAAUAAUAAGAUAUAUAUAUAUAUAUAUAUAUAUAUAUAUAUAUAUAUAUAUAUAUAGGGGAGAGUGCCAAGGCCUCUCCACAAACUCUCGCUAUCUCUGGUGCCCUCCCCACCCUAAGAAAUUCCCCAUCAAACAAUAAUAAACUCUUCCCUUUUCCCCAACCGCACGCAGCGGCACCAGAAGGAAGCCAACCCCUUCUUGGAAUCACAUGCAGCAGGGAAGUUCACCUCACCCUUGGCGUUUCCUUGAUCCGAACGGCCAAUAGAGAAAAGGAAAAGAAAAAGAAAGGAAGAAGAAAGAAGAGGACGCGAGUUCCCCACAAAAAUAGCCGCCUUUGCCUGUCCUCGCAUAAGUCUUGGAGUUAGUGCGGUUGCGGUGAGGGUUGAGGUUUCAAACAUCGAUCAACAAGGAAAUCAACGUUUAGAACCAUCCAACCUAGUCUUAACGUUUUAGAGGGUUUUCCAAGAUAAUCCAGCUAAGGAGGGAUUUCUUCGAGGAAGGAAUCGAGGAGUUAUCGUUUCGAGGUGUGCUAUGUAUGGAUGUAUGAUUGUAAUAGUUGGUUAAUGGUAAGAUGAACCCCCGAAUGUUGGGCCACUACCGGAUGCGGUAGAUGGUCGGAUCUCUGCUGGACGGCGAGACGUAACGCAACAGUUUAUCGAGUAUGUUGGGGUCAGUGUAGUCAAAAUCGCGCAUUAAAACGUAAAAACUUAC